UCCGGUGCACUGUGGGAUGGAAACCCGAGCGGCGCGUACGGGCCAGGGCGGGCGGCGGCUUCGGGGCGAGAGCGGCGGGGACGCGGGGCUUCGGCUCGGCGGGCCGGCGGGGCGCCGCCAUGAACGCGGCGGUGGUGAGGCGGACGCAGGAGGCCCUGGGGAAGGUGAUUCGGAGGCCGCCGCUGACGGAGAAGCUGCUGAACAAGCCCCCGUUCCGCUACCUGCACGACAUCAUCACGGAGGUGAUUCGGACGACGGGCUUCCUGAAGGGCUUGUACACGGAAGUGGAGAUGAAGUCGGAGAACGUGAAGGACAAAGACGCGAAGAUCGGCUUCCUGCAGAAGGCCAUAGACGUGGUGGUCCUGGUCUCCGGCGAGCCGCUGUCGGUGAAGCCGGCGCGCAUCGUGGCGGGGCACGAGCCCGAGAGGACCAACGAGCUGCUGCAGAGAAUCGGAAGGUGCUGCCUCGGCCAGCUGUCCAGUGACGACGCGGUGAAGAGAGUGCUGGCCGGAGAGAAGGGGGACUCCAGGGGCCGGGCCGCCCUGACGUCGAAACCCCAGGAGUCGGAGGACAGGAACGCGAGGGUCGAGGAGCCCAGGGUCCCCGGCGAGAAGGAGGGGAGAGGAGCCUCUGAGUCCAACGAGGGGAGCCCCGGCAGGGACCGCAAGCAGAGGGAGCUGCAGGAGGACAGCAAACCGAGGGAGAAGGACAGGGACAAGGAGAAGACGCGGGACGACGACCGCGAGCGCCAUCGGGACCCCGAGAGGGACAGGGGCCGGGAGGGCGAGAGAGAGCGGGCCAGGGCCCGCGCCAGGCCCGACAGGGACAAGGACAGAGGCCCCAGGGACCGGGACUCGGACCGCGAGAGAGAGCGGAGGAGCGAGGGCGGCCGAGAGAAGGAGCGCUGGAGGGACCGGGAGAAGGAGCGCGAGCGCGACAAGGGCCGGGACCGGGAGCGGGAGCGGGACCGGCGGAGGGCGAAGGCCGGGGAGCGCGCCCGGGACCCCGGCAGGGACCGGCACCGGGAGCAGGACAAACCGGACAAGAAGUCGUCGAGCUCCGGGGAGGUGUCUAAGAAGCUGUCAGAUGGACCGUUCAAAGACUCCAAAGCUGAAGCCGAGACAGAGGCCUCCCCCAGAGGGCCCGGGCCCGUGGCGGCGAAGACCUCCAGGCGGCGCUCCAGAACCUCGGGGGAAGGACCCAAGGAGGCCGCUGCCAGCUCCGCUCGCAUUGCCGACGGCAGCGCCGCCGGCCUGUGGCGGGACCGCCCCGAGCCAGAACCGGCAGCGAAGCAGAAAGGCGACUCCCCGAGCAACGCAGAAGGACACGUGGGACCCGCCAGUCAGGACAAGCCCCAGGGGCCCGAAGAUUCCGAGGUCCCCGCCGACCUCCCGCCCGACGCCAGAAGGCUCCCGCGGCCCGGGAGCGCCAGGCCGGCGCCGCCCCGGGUGAAGCGGCAGGACAGCGCGGAGGUGUUGGCGGCCGACAGGACCGGGAGCGGUAAGGCCGUGUCCAGCGUGAUCGUGGACGCCCAGCACUCGGACGACGAGGACGACCAGUUCGUGGUGGAGGCGGCACCCCAGCUGCCCGAGGCGCCGGAGCGCGAAGGGGCGCAAGCCGUGGAGCUGGGCGAGGACGAGAGGCACGGAGGACUGGUCACAAAGAUUCUGGAGACCAAGAAGGAUUACGAGAAGCUGCGGCUGCCCCCCAGACCUGGGGAGAAGGAUAAGUCGCUUGUCUUCGAAUCAGCGUGGAAGAAGGAGAAGGACAUCGUCUCCAAGGAGAUAGAGAAGCUGCGCGUGUCCAUCCAGACCCUGUGCAAGAGCGCGCUUCCGCUGGGCAAGAUCAUGGACUACCUGCAGGAGGACGUGGACACCAUGCAGAACGAGCUGCAGCUGUGGCGCAGCGAGAGCCGGCAGCACGCGCAGGCCCUGCGCCGGGAGCAGAGCAUCACGGACGGCGCCGUGGAGCCCCUGCGGGCGGAGCUGGCGGAGCUGGAGCAGCUGAUCCGGGACCAGCAGGACAGGAUCUGUGCCGUGAAGGCCACCAUUCUGAAGAACGAGGAGAAAAUCCAGAAAAUGGUGUACGGUCUCAAUUUGAGUUCGAGACGGUGAACCUCUGUGGUCUCAGCGAUUCAGAGUCUGAAAAUAAAAAGGACGAUGGAGCAGCAUCGCUCUCUAAGUUCAGUUUGCAAAGGAAACGAACGGUUAACAGUGUCGUCUAGCCGGCGUCCCGCGCGGCGGGAAAGCCGUGGGCGCGCUCAGUGCGUGGAGAGUCCUCCGGCGGGCGGGCUCGCUGCUGAACGCCUGGGUGGGGUCUCCUCGCGGCCCAUCCUGCGUGUCCCCGGGAGCCUGUCCUGUCCAGUCCCUUCCAGAACCCUGGAGCCCCGCGCGAGGAUGACUGCCCCUGGAGGCACCUCGCCCCGGGGAGCGCAGCCCGGGCAGGAGAGGGUUCUGGUUUUAGGUCACCUGCACUGGGAAGGGGUCGCUGCGGCCUGUGUCGCCCAGAGGUGCACGGGGGCGGUGUGUCAGCCCCGUAGCUGUGCGGCCCUCUUCACGUGAUUUUCCCAGCAGUCCCCGCUGUCGGCGGCUGGUGUUUCUCGUCCUUCAAGUUCCCGAGUUUAAGGAGGUUCUGUGCAGCCCUCACGGCAUGGCCCGGAUGUGAGCUCGUGCCCAGCUGCCCUGGCUUUGUUCGGCGUCUGCCUGGCGCCCCGGGCGGGUGCUCCUGAGGCUCCAGGGGCCCUGCCCUCCCCGCCGGGCCGGCCCUCCGCUUCCCAGCGAUGCGCGCGUGUGCACCUGCCCGGCAGGCGGUCCAGGGGCGUCUGGGGAAGGGAGGCCCCGAUUCACGACAGUGUGUGAUGUUGCCAUUUGGGGAAGGAAAUUAUUUUUUAAAAGAAAGGGUUUUUUUUUUUUAAAAAAAAACAUGGUUUGUAUUCAGUUUUUCACAUACACACAGCACUCCAUACUCAAGUUUCAGGCACGUGCAUAAAGGGUUCCGCUGUUGGAGACACACCUGCCGGUGUGCACACUUGACCCUCUGGACAGGGUGUCUGCUACGUAGCCAGCGGGCGCCGCGCACGGCGUCAGGGCUGCCCGCGGGAACCGUGUCGCCGUGAGGGUCCGCACGCCCAGCACAGCUGAGCUUUCCUUAGUGCGGUUUCCACGGUGAUCUUUCACCCAGGUAGUGACAUGCUUUUCUAAGCCAAGUACAAGAGUAGAUGACUAAGAUCUACCAUUUAGAAACACCGAUCUUUUUCUCCUCUCUAAAAUUUGUUUGAUCAGAUUACACUGAAUCCCUUAUUGGAGGGAGGGAGGUGUUUUGGUUAACUGGUCCUUCGCUUACUUGUGAUCUGUUUCCUACCGAAUCGAAUGGCUCAGCCACGACCCACAUGGCGCUGCUCUGCUUCAGGCUAACGUGCCUGCCCUUUACGGAUUUGUACACGUGGCUAGGAGUUUUGCAUUGCAAAAAUUACAUACGUUGUAUGUGGGUAAAAUUUUGUAUGAAGUAGCCUAUCAAAUUGUAUCAUAAAGUUUAUUUUUUCUUUUAUACAUAAAUCAUUAAAAAUAAUCACAUAUUUUUUCUAUGAGUGUACGGGUUGUGCAAUUCAGUUCACACCUGGAAGAAAUCUGUAAGCAUUUGGGUUUUUUAAUUUUUGAAUGUGCAUUUUGUUUUUCCUCCAAAGGAGGUUCAGGGAAGGGACGCUUGUCCCUUUUCCGUAUCAACGGGAGCUUUCUGAGACAGGUAAGCAUUUGUCAAACCGUCAGGCUGUCCGUAGAGUCGUGGAGAGUCUCUGAGUGUGAUUACAAAUAAAUCACAUCUGAGCUAUUUAUUAUGUUGAUAAAAUACACAGAUGCGAUAUGAAAUGUUUUCUCUACUUUGGUUUCUAAGUUUUCAGGAAGUGCUGGAGUCAUCAGAAAUUUCAGUUUAAAAGUUGAGCUGACACUAACAUAUUCAAAGGAAAUAAGUAAACCUUUGGAACAACUUAUUCAAGACUAAAAAAAAAUGAAGCUUU
Phyllostomus hastatus (greater spear-nosed bat) is the source of this 4012-nucleotide messenger RNA. It is a transcript of the gene IFT54, whose product is annotated as TRAF3 interacting protein 1. Gene Ontology annotation, cellular component: ciliary basal body; intraciliary transport particle B; axoneme. The transcript has 16 exons. Lineage: Eukaryota; Metazoa; Chordata; Mammalia; Chiroptera; Phyllostomidae. Gene Ontology annotation, molecular function: microtubule binding. Gene Ontology annotation, biological process: regulation of microtubule cytoskeleton organization; cilium assembly; intraciliary transport. The record is from RefSeq and is a predicted model, not a curated record. The coding region runs from base 120 to 2114 and encodes 664 amino acids.